Haliotis rufescens (red abalone) is the source of this 2370-nucleotide messenger RNA. Its product is annotated as aquaporin AQPAe.a-like. Gene Ontology annotation, molecular function: water channel activity. Gene Ontology annotation, cellular component: plasma membrane. The record is from RefSeq and is a predicted model, not a curated record. Gene Ontology annotation, biological process: transmembrane transport. The coding region runs from base 30 to 953 and encodes 307 amino acids. Lineage: Eukaryota; Metazoa; Mollusca; Gastropoda; Lepetellida; Haliotidae. The transcript has 3 exons.
CACACGACGCUACUCUGGCACGCUUGGUCAUGAAGAACGGAAUCAUGCAGGAAAAUUUCGAGGAUUUGGUGAGCCCCAACUUAUGGAGGGCGUUGGCUGCCGAGACGUUCGGCACCCUGUUCGUCGUCCUUUUGGGGUGUGGGUCCUGGCUCAACUGGACUGACCCCCAUAAUCCCACCGUUGUUCAGAUCUCCCUAACUUUCGGUUUUGCCGUCGGGACGAUGGUGUGGGCUUUCUUCCACAUAAGUGGCGGUCACUUUAACCCUGCCGUCACCGCUGCCACCCUCGUCACCCGACGCGUCAGCAUCGUCAGGGGGGUACUCUACAUGAUCGCUCAGUGCCUGGGUGGAAUCCUAGGGGCGGGUAUUCUGUAUGGACUGACACCUACUAGCAUGAGAGGGACCCUUGGUUCCACGGUGUUGAAGAACGGCGUCACCGCACCCCAAGGAUUCGGGGUAGAGUUGAUUAUUACCUUUGUAUUGGUGAUCGCUGUGUUUGCCUCUAAUGACGGGGUGAGGAAGGAUCUCCGUGGCUCGGCCCCUCUCACCAUUGGCUUGGCUGUCGCUGUGUGCCACUUGUUCGCCAUUCCCUUCACAAGCUCUGGUCUGAACCCUGCAAGGAGCUUUGGUCCUGCGGUAAUCGUUGGCGGAUGGGCUGAUCACUGGAUCUACUGGGUUGGGCCAAUCGUAGGGGGCGUUGUCGCUGGUCUAUUGUACGAGUACGUCUUCUCUGCCGGUGCCACCGUCGCCCAGGCCAAGAAGUGCCUCCUCCGACACAAGCAGUCCUACACCCCUGCCCAGACGGAGGUGGACCCCAUCAUAGAGGCGGAAGAAGGCGCCAAGACUGAGCUCGUUGAAAUGAACGACACACAGAACACUCAGAACUCUAUCGAAGAAAAGGACGAGAAAAUUGAAGAGAAAGUCAAAUUGACGGAAGAAAACGAGAAAGAAUAAACACCACGUCACGACUAGAACAUUUUCAAAUUUCUGAACUCCACACAUUGGCGCUCUGUAUUGUUUUGUAUACCGUGUCCAUGUCUGCGGUGGUGUGCGGAGUUCAAGUUCGUGUUACGUUGGAAAGGUCCAACUGCGCAUGUGCGUACAAACACAUUGGAACAAACGUUCAUUUAGCGAAUAUUAUCAAAACAUGCUAGACCAACAAGGAUUUGUUCCUGAAUGCCGAAUGUUACAUUCACUGAAAAGAAAAAAUACAACCUUUUCUAAAUUAAAAAGAAAAAUCAAAAUUUUAAACGUUGUAUUCUUAUAAAAUCUACCUCUUUGAUAUUGUCGAUAAGGAUACAUACUCGGGUGAGACUGUAUCAUGUAUAUAACAAAUGCUAUUACUUCGGUAAAUGUACCCAUGAAAAAUUCAUGGAUCGGGCCCGAAUGUCUAUAAAGACACAAUCAUCCCCAGUCAUACUCGAACUGCUGACAAAAAACAUGGCAGCAUCUCUAUGUCGUUUUACAAUCAACACGCAGAUAAUGCGAUUCCAAAGUAUUUUCCUAUUGGUUUAUAUAUCACCACCUGUCUCUGGUUUUCUAGUCUUUUAUAUUUUUCGUUUUUGCAGUUUGCUCAAAAAUAGUCGACUCUAGGUCCGUGUAGUUUAGCAGUUUCGUCGUCAAUACUUCACAAGAAUUGUAUAGAUUUCCUCCUUCACCCUUCAACUCUGCGGUGUGGUCGCUAUUAUUCGCUAGCCAAUCAAGCCACGGCCUGGUUCCAAGGAGUGUGAAACCAGCGAGUGCUCUGACCAAUGAGCGCUCCGAUUACAUCGGCAAUAUUUCUCGUGCCACACGUGCUAGCUUGCGGCCAUCCACUCAACACCUUGCCUCAAAAUAUCAGGCAACGGAAGGGUUCGCACGAAGUUCAUGCACUGAUUUAUUGCACGCGGCCUGAGUUUAUGACACGACUAAACAUAGACACACGUCACUAUUACACCCCGGACGGUGUAUUCACGGGUGAUGGAGGGAAGUAUAACAGCCCGUGAAGAAUUAACGAUGGAGUGUAUCUGGAUGGUGCUUCAGACCCCUCAGCGGAUACCGGCCAGUAUUGUUAGUGCUCAACCUUAUAUUUAUCAUGGCCCCGACGUGUACAAUGUAAUUCAUUGUGCAGCCAAGAGACGUUUGCAUUUCUUGGUUAGGGGUCGUUGAAAUUCGACUGCAUCAAUAGUCACUGUCUUUGUACCAUACACAUGUUAUCAUUAGAAGACGUUAUCUAUACGUUUGUCGUAGACCCAUCCCAUAACUCAGAUCUUCAUGACGUCAUUGUAGUGUUUUCAAAUGAAAGUACCCCUAGUACGAGAUCAUAUGUACGUAGUAUGUUUUAGUUAGAUUAUGUACUCUUUUGUUAUGUAAUAAACAGGUAAUUUGUAAA